AUGGGUCCAAAGAAGAAGCUUGGACUAGGCAAAGAGGCUACAAGGGGUAAAAGCAAAUCUAAGGGGCCAAAUGAGCAAAGUUGGUCCCAGGGCACAGGCCUGUCGUAUACAUCAUCACAGAUGGCUAGAUAUAAAGGACAAAACGGAAAUGGUACAGAAUCCCAUAGUCAGCCAAACCAAAUCUUCUUAUCAAGAAAAAAUAAGUUAAAUGAUUAUUUAACGUCGAACGAUCCUACUCAGAAUGCAUCAACAUCUAAGAAAACGAAGCAGACAUCGAGGAAGAACAGUGGAUCUUUCGAAGAGGAUGACGGUUUCAUUUAUAAAAGAAGUCAAUCUACAGAAGGUCACUUCGAAUCUGACAGGAAAAGGAAAGCCGUAAGUACUCCAAUUACCCAACUAGAACAAGAAAUCAGCAAUAUAUCGAAGGAUGAUGAUGAGGUUGAGUUAGAUGACUUGCGAAUUGAAAAAGAGAGUAGUGCCUCAAUAGCGAGAAAUGCAUUUCAUACCUUAAGACCAUCUCCUAAGAGAAGCUUGAAGACUUCGACGAGAUCGAAUGCAAUCAAUGAUUCGAGUCUUCAAUUAUCUUCACCAAUUGGACGCCGCUCCGUGUAUGAAGAUCAAGGAUUUUCUUCUGACGAAUAUGUAGAGCAAGUUUCACAUCAUAAAAUUUCAUUAACCGACCAACCAACUGCAAACCCUAAAUCCUCAAAGGUAUCUAAAGGAAAGAAAACCACUAAACCAACAAAAAGAAGAACGUCUUACUAUAAUAGAGGUAAACGAGUUCUGUCAAUUGGUAACGGUUUUCAGGGAGAGAUACAUGAUGAUGUCCCUGUAAGUGAUUAUUACAAAAGGUUGGAUAAUUCUCUUCCUGAACCUGAUAAAAUGAGGCAAUUAUUAAUAUGGUGUUUCAAGAAAAAAUUAAGUCGAGAAGAAAAACUGACGAAGCUACAGACAUCAAGCUCAGAGGAGCAAACAGUCGUAAACAUCGCAAAGGUGAUAAAAGAAGAAAUAAUAAAGGCAUUGAUGGAAAAGGAGAUAUCAACAAGCUGGUAUUCCAGCUCUGACUCACAGAGUAAUAACGACAUAUUAACAAGUAAGGAGAUUACAGUGCCAAAUCCUCAAAACAUAACAAAUUUAGAAAAUAUAGGCAUAUACCGACUGCGUCUCAGUAAUUUGAUCAAGGAAAAGGAGGAGUGGCAAGGCGCAUUCAAACAGGCUGUAUCUCCCAUAGAAAGACUUUCAAUUAACUCCAUGGGAGAAGAUGAGCUGACCUUAUCAUCAUAUCUCGUAGAGAAAGCAAAGAAUGGUCGUAUAGACUUCUCAUCAACUGUCAUCAACAAUUCUUUAAUAAAAAAGAUUGAUGAAAAUUGUGAGACCGCUUCUAAACAAGCGUCGCAACUUGAAUCAUCAAUCGACAAUUUACAUGCUACAUCUUAUCAGUUGAAACAGCUAUCCGAUUUAGUGGCAUCAAUUCAGGACAAGGAUCUCAAUGCAAAGGCUUCUGCUCUCUUGAAGGAGUACGUUACCAAAAACAGCUUCGAGAACUACAAGCGAUUGCACGAAUCGGACACGAAAAUGUCAUCAUCUACUUGGCCCUAUCCUAAAAAGUCUGUCAGCACAAUAGAUCUACUCAAAGGAAUAACGAGGCUUGAUGCGCUGAUGUAA
This is a messenger RNA of Priceomyces carsonii, 1665 nucleotides long. RefSeq lists its product as uncharacterized. Bases 1 to 1665 code for a protein of 554 amino acids. Gene Ontology annotation, cellular component: MIS12/MIND type complex. NCBI's taxonomy places the organism in Eukaryota, Fungi, Ascomycota, Pichiomycetes, Serinales, Debaryomycetaceae. Gene Ontology annotation, biological process: cell division; mitotic sister chromatid segregation. The record is from RefSeq and is a predicted model, not a curated record. The transcript has a single exon.